This is a messenger RNA of Chironomus riparius, 2038 nucleotides long. Lineage: Eukaryota; Metazoa; Arthropoda; Insecta; Diptera; Chironomidae. The record is from the annotation of a GenBank genome assembly.
UUAUAAUUGCGAUGUGGAUUAGUGUAAAAAUUGUGUUACUGUUGACAAUUUCUUCAUGUAAUGGUUUUGGAAUUCCUAAUGUCUUUGCACCAUUUGUGGAAAGUUUGAUAAAAAAUAAUGCAGACAAAAAAGUUGAAAGAAGAUCGUAUCUUAACGAAUAUGAUUUUAUUGUUGUUGGAAGUGGACCAGCAGGAUGUGUUGUUGCAAAUCGUCUGACUGAAAAUCCAAAUUGGAAUGUUCUUCUUAUUGAAGCUGGAACUGUGGAGACACUGAUUGAACAAGUGCCUAUGUUUGCACCUUAUGAGUUUUUGACACGAUAUAAUUGGGGAUAUGUAGCUGAAAGACAGCCAUACUCAUGUUUUGGUUCAAAAGACAGUCGUUGUGGUUUCCCUCGAGGCAAGGCUCUAGGUGGAACUUCUGUAAUUUAUGGAAUGCUGUACACUCGUGGAAGUAAAGAAGAUUUUGAUAAUUGGGGUAAAUUAGGCAAUUAUGGAUGGGAAUACUAUGAAACUGUAUUGCCAGCAUUCAAAAAGUCAGAACGAGCUCAUCUAAAAUUUUAUCACAAAAGUCAGUUCCAUAAUGAUACUGGAUACUUAUCAGUCGUCCAUAAUGAAUACCAAACACCAAUUCCGAAAAUAUUUAUUGAUGGAAAUAAAGCGAUGGGGUUGGAUGAAAUUGAUUACAAUGCUGAUGAAAAUAUUGGAGUUGCUUACUUGCAAUCUAAUACACUUAAAGGUCGUCGACAUUCAGCUUAUAAAUCGUUUAUUGAACCUUUCUUGCAUCGAAAAAAUCUUCACAUUAUGCUGAAUACUAGAGUAAGCAAAGUUUUAAUCGAUAGUGUCACGAGAAUCGCUUAUGGAGUGGAACUUAUAAGAAAAAACAGACGCCACAAAAUAAUUGCCAGACGUGAAGUGAUUUUAUCAGCUGGAAGCUUCCAUUCACCUCAGUUAUUACAAUUAUCUGGAAUUGGUCCACGUGAAGAUUUACAGAGAAUUGGAGUUCCAGUUCUUCAUGAUCUUCCUGUUGGCAAGGAAAUGUACGACCACAUCUCAUUUCCAGGACUGUUGUUCCGCUCGAAUCUUACAAAUCCAAUUUUGCCAUUUUUAGAAAUCCAAAACAUGGUUAAGGUUUUUGGGAACUUCCUUCAAAGUAAAGGCUUUGGAACUGUCCCAAAUGGAGUUGAGUCCUUAGCAUUUAUACAAACUCCAACCACAAAUGUACCUCAUCCAAGACUUCCUAAUAUAGAAUUAAUUUUACUAACCGUUGCACCUCACUAUGAUAAUGGAUAUGCAGUCAGAGAAAGUGAGAGAAUGUCUGACUGGUUGUAUGAUUCUGUGUAUAAACAACUUGAGGGUGACACAACUUACUCAUUUCUCAUUGUUAUAUCACUUCUGCAUCCAAAAUCAGUUGGAUAUCUUGAACUUAAGGACAGAAACAUCUUUAAUGCACCUAGAUUUUAUUCUAAUUUCUUCAAAGAGCCUGAAGAUGUUGAGUCAAUAUUAGAAGCCAUAAAAUAUACAAUAGCGAUGACAAAAACAAAACCAUUUCAAGAUAUUGGUGCUAGAUUGCAUGAUGCUCCUAUCCCAACAUGUGCAAAGUUUGGAUUUGGAAGUGAUGACUAUUGGAGAUGCGCUAUAAGAACAUGGUGCGUGUCUCUACAUCAUCAAGUUGGAACAUGCAAAAUGGGUCCAUCAGAAGACAGAACAGCAAUAGUUAACCCAGAACUAAAGGUGUACGGUGUCAAAAGACUCAGAGUCAUCGACACAUCAAUUAUUCCAGUAUCAACAACUAGUCAUACGUGUGCAGCUAGUUAUAUGAUAGGAGAAGUUGGUGCUGAUAUGAUUAAGAGAGAUUGGGAGAGGCAGUCCAAUCCAUACAUAUUUCAUUCAAACUAGAUUGUCAAAUGAAGUCUGAAGAAUUUCAAAACACGUUAAUUUUUGUUUCAGGAGUUGCAUACUAAUCGAAUCGGACACAAAAGGAUUGGUUAAUUAAUUUUAAAUUUAGGCGAUUCUGUAUGAUUUUAAUAAAUUGUUUUAAU